Molecule: messenger RNA, 977 nt
Organism: Puntigrus tetrazona (Sumatra barb)
Lineage: Eukaryota; Metazoa; Chordata; Actinopteri; Cypriniformes; Cyprinidae
Product: CD276 antigen-like
Exons: 4
Coding region: 178-969 (263 amino acids)
Source: RefSeq, a predicted model, not a curated record
AAUGUUUACAUGCGGGCGGGAGCGGGACAAACUUGAAUAUUGCGGGUGGGAGCGGAAAAAAAUAAUCUAUAUUGUUGCGGGAGCGGGACUGAAAAAUCUGUCCCACGCAGGUCUCUACCACAAAGACAUCAAGAAGACAACUACAUCGCGUUGCAGUUAAAAAAAACUUCUCAAUUCAUGGGUUUAAAUCUCAAAGGCGUUUAUUUGUGUUGCUCCUGGAUUAUCAGUGUCACCUCUUUUUUGGUAAGUGUUCCUGAAAGGCGUUUGAUGGCAAUCCGAGGUCAUCCGGCUGUACUGGGCUGUGAGUUCACAUCUGAUUCUGACCUGUCCAGUUUGGUGGUUACCUGGCAACGUCAGGAGGACUCACAGGUCGUCCACAGUUUCUAUUAUCAACAGGACAAAUUGGACCGACAGAGUCCCGAAUAUAGCAAUCGAACCUCAUUAUAUAUUUCAGAGCUUGGCAAAGGAAAUGCCUCUCUUAGAAUAUAUCCAGUUCUACCAAAGGAUGCAGGCCAGUAUCUGUGUCAGGUGAGCAAUUUUAAAGGGACAGGAAAAGGACUGAUAGAAUUGGACUAUGGAGCUCUUUAUUCAGAGCCCAGGUUGGGAAUUCAUGUGAACUCCACCGUUGUGACACUGCAGUUUGAGACUGAGGGUUUCCCCAAACCUGAGGUGAUCUGGCUGGGGGAACAAAACCAGAGCCUCAGCUAUCACCUGGACAUCCAAGACCAGACAGAAGAUGGCCUUUUUUACAUAAAAAGCAGUUAUGAGGCACAAAAGCCAGUGAUUAAUGUCACAUUUACACUAAAGAACCACCUUCUGAACCAGAACCUGCAGAGAUCGGUGUUCCUCAGCUAUGAUGAGGAUGGAGAUGGCCACACUGCGAUCAUUAUUCUCUCAGUACUGAUUGUCAUUCUUUUUGCUGUUGUGAUCUUUGUACUAUUAAGAAAACAAAUAAAAUCCUACCUAUGAUCCUCCAA